AGCUGCCAGGGCUUGUGUCCCCUGACUCACCCUUGUCCUGCUGGAUGGCAUUUCUUUUGAAAUCGCUCCUCCAUUUCAGCUCCUCCUGCUGCCCUCUGUCUCCCUACCUUCCUUCACAUGGUGGAGUCCCAUGAGGCCGGCUGCUCUGGAUGAUAUCACCUUGUACCAGACCUUAGAACUGAAGGCUCUUCACGAUGACAGAACCGGAACCGGAGACACUGGCCCUGCUAGAAAUGAAGGGACCCGAGGCACCAGAGAAGGGCCCACCGCAGGCGCCAGUCCCCACUGGCCGGCAGCCAGAGGGAGAAGAUGGGACCGAGUCCCCUGGAGCUGAGUCUCUCAGAGUGGGGUCUUCAGUUGGGUCUCCCAUGGUCAGAGAGGGGCCUGAGGACGGUCUGGAGAGCACUGUAAGCGAGGCUGCGACUUUGCCCUGGGGAACUGACCCCCAGCCCAGCGCCCCACUUCCAGAUCCUCCAGGCUGGCGAGAUAUUGAACCAGAGCCCCUAGAGUUGGAGCCACUCACUAAGUUGGAGGAACCACUCACUACUAAGUCUGAAGAACCACUACUCAAAGAUGAUGCCAACUUGCUCCUUGAGAAGUCGGUUAGGGCUUUCGUGCCCAUUGAUCUACAGUGCAUUGAGCGGAGGCCACAGGAGCGCAUGGAGCGAAGGAAUUUCCUGCCAGCCCGACUCAGCCACCCUGAACCUCCAGAGUGCAAAUGGGCUGAAGCAGUUGUGAGACCCCCUGGUCGGUCCUGUGGGGGCUGUGGGAGCUGUGGAGGACGUGAGGCGCUGAGGGCUGUAGCUUCGGUGGUGGCUGCCCUCAUUUUCUUCCCGUGCUUCUUGUAUGGAGCAUACGCCUUCCUGCCAUUCGAUGCUCCCAGGCUGCCCACCAUGAGCUCCCGCUUGAUCUACACCCUACGCUGUGGGGUCUUUGCCACCUUCCCCAUCGUGCUAGGGCUCCUUGUGUAUGGGCUGAGCCUGUUGUGCUUUUCUGCCCUCCGGCCCUUCGGAGAGCCAAGGCGGGAAGUAGAGAUCCACCGGCAGUAUGUGGCCCAGUCUGUGCAGCUCUUCAUCCUCUACUUCUUUAAUAUGGCCGUCCUUUCCACCUAUCUACCCCAGGACACCCUCAAGCUGCUUCCCCUGCUCACUGGUCUGUUUGCAAUAUCUCGACUGAUCUACUGGUUGACCUUUGCUGUGGGCCGCUCCUUCCGAGGCUUUGGCUACGGGCUGACUUUCCUGCCGCUCUUGGCCAUGCUGAUGUGGAACCUCUACUACAUGUUCGUGGUGGAGCCAGAGCGCAUGCUCACUGCCUCUGAGAGCCGCUUGGACUACCCUGACCACAUGCGAUCCGUCUCCGACUACAGGCCUCGCUCAUGGGGCUGAGCUGCCCUAGGGCUGUGCAGGGGACUUUUAGUGCUUCCCUGAAACAAUUGCAGGCCUGAUCUUUGCCCAGGUCAUGGACCUUCAAUGUGAAGAACCUUGCUACUGCCCCAUAGGAGCCCCAUCCAGCAGGGACCAGAAACCCCAGCUCUCUCUUAGCUGUUGCUUUACUCCUGGAGUGCGAGAGCCUGAAACUGGAGACACACACUUCCUCCUCGGCCUCCCACUAUGCCACACUAAGGCUAAGUAAGGCUGAAUGGCUACCUCACUACCCAGUUUCCUGUGGGCCAGAGGUGCAGAGCUGCAGCCCAACCUAGACUGUCUUUGCUAGCUGUAUAGAUGAAAGUCAAGGAGAUGGGAAACUGCCCAGGCCCAAGGGUAGAGCUUGGAAUCACAUCAGGUCAGGGUUUCGACAUCUUUGACACUAGAUGAAAACCUCCCUAGGGGGCCUGGAUUCAAGACCCUCUCUAUCACUGGCUUCAAGAUUCUUUUUACCUCAGUCAAGACUAGUACAGCUGUUGCCUUCCCUCUCCCAACCUACAUGGGUCCCUGUAACCUUCUACUUCUCAAACUUCCAGGAAAUUCCACUUUAAAAGUGUGUGUGUGGGGGGGCUGGGGCAGAGAGAUGAACCCUCCAGAAGAACUGUGUAUAUAUUCACAUGUAAUGGCUGGAUGGCAGAGUGCCUGCUUGCCCAGUACAUAUGUGUGAGUAUGUAAUAAAUCACUGCCUGCC
Phodopus roborovskii (desert hamster) is the source of this 2115-nucleotide messenger RNA. RefSeq names its product transmembrane protein 79 (gene Tmem79). NCBI's taxonomy places the organism in Eukaryota, Metazoa, Chordata, Mammalia, Rodentia, Cricetidae. The record is from RefSeq and is a predicted model, not a curated record. Gene Ontology annotation, cellular component: trans-Golgi network membrane; lysosomal membrane. Bases 195 to 1385 code for a protein of 396 amino acids. The transcript has 4 exons. Gene Ontology annotation, biological process: regulated exocytosis.